Molecule: messenger RNA, 3792 nt
Organism: Closterium sp. Naga37s-1
Lineage: Eukaryota; Viridiplantae; Streptophyta; Zygnematophyceae; Desmidiales; Closteriaceae
Source: the annotation of a GenBank genome assembly
AUGCCCACCAUUCCUCCCUUUCCCACCACCCCCCCCCCUCCGCAUCCACAGCACUCCGCUCCUAUCAACCACCACUCACCGCCUUACCAGACCUCCCCCCUGCACCAUACGCCGCGGACGACGCUCGCGCAUUCCGGUGAAGCCGACGCCAGCCCGCUUUCCGCGCAUUCCCUUUCCGCGCAACCUCUUUCCCCGCGCCAUCGCCGCCGCGCGCAUUCCUCCGCGCACGCGGGCCCGGACCUGCUCCUGUCCACCGGGCGGCUGUUGCUGCUGCUGGCGAUCGUAAUCGCCUUCGUGUUCCUUUAUUCCGAGCUCGAGUCGCGGAUAGAUCUCGAUGACGAUCCGCUGGGAGAGGAGAAGAGCUUCAGACGGGAAAACGGAAACGGAAACGGUAACGGUAACGGAGGAGGAAACGGAAACGGUGGUGGAGGGUUGGGAAGGUGGGGGUUGGCGGAAGGGUCGGAGGAGCCAUGGCAGCAUAGAGGGCUGGCGGAUUACGGGAAUCAGAGCGUAUCGGAUCUUUUAAGCGCCGUGAUGAUGGAGGGGAGUAACGGGAGUCUCGAUAACGGGAAUGGUGACAAUAACGGGACUGACGAGGACGGGGAUGGGGCUGCAUCUCAGGCUCGGGUCACUGAUCGGUGGUCCGUAGGGUCUGAUAAGCAGCCUGAUAAGCUGACUGAGGGUUCUGAUAAUGGGUCCAGGACAAGGCUAUCAGAGGUUGGCCCGAAUUUAGAGGAGCGUCGGCAGUUGCUUCUACUGGAGCGUGACCAUAAAGGGGUUUUGGCCGUAUCCCACCAUAAGCACUCGGGGUUGGGCGGGCAUGGGGCGAAAGGACACGGAAGGUCGCUAGAAGAUUCGGGGUCCGGCGAUGCUGACGUCAGCGGUAGGGGCAGCAGCAGCGGGAGAAGCGGGAACGGAAGGAGGGGGGACGAGGAUGAGGAGGAGGUGUUUGAUAUGUACGAGGCUUCGUUAGACGAACAGGUUGCGCAAGAUAUCACUAUAGUCAUCUCCGCUAAGCACACCUUCAGCUCCGCGCCCGCGCAGCUGGACGCGGUGCUCCGCAACACCCCCCCCUCCCCCGUCGUGUACCUGCUCUCCGCGGACAUGCCCGCGCGCGUGCGCGCGCACGUGCUGCGGCGGAAGCGCGAGGCGGACGCGGGGAUGUGGCGCGGGAACGCGGUGCUGCGCGGAUCGCCCGCCGCGGACGGGUCCGUGCAGUACCAGCAGCAGCAGGAGCGGCGCAUGGUGAUUAAAGACGUAGGGCGUCACGCGAGCGGAUUCGCGAUGCGAAACGCGUCAGUGGAGCUAAUUAAGACUAAGUACGCAUUAUUCAUAUUCUCAGACGUGUUUCCCCUAGGUCACCGGUGGCUGCAGAAGCUGUAUAUGUUUGCCGAGGCUAGGGGGGGAGAGGGGGUGAUCUUCUUGCCGUUCCUGUGGGAGCAGUCCGGCGGAGGCUCGGCACCGAGCUUCAAGGGAAUGAUGUCCAUGGAUGGUAUGGUGGAGGGCGGAAGGGGAAGCGGAGGGGGAAGCGGAGGGGGAAGUGGAGCGGGAGGCGAUGGGGACGAGAGUGGCAUCAGCAGCAGUGGCGGCGGCAGCGGUGACAGCGGUGGCAGGGAGUUAGGGCACGCGAGGAAGACGCACACGGGCAGCAGGUGCAAGGCGGAGGGGGAGAGCAUGCGCCUGCACGCCGCGUUCGGCGCGGAUAUGAUCCUGGACGACUUCAGCAACGACGGGAAGCUGUACCCUCAGCCCAUAGAAGACCCGCAGGUCGCCGCCACGCUAGACCCCACUCUUCUCGACCCAAGGGAAUCAGCCGUGGGGAUAGAGGAUCACUGCUUGCUCGUCCGGCACUCGUUUCUGUUAGAAGCACAGGUGUUUGACCCUCAGGUGGGGUAUACUCGGCAGGAUUUGGAUAUAGCGCUGACGACAAGGUAUUUUAACUACAAGGCGUUUCUGGUGCCACAGUCGGUGGUGGUAUACCACCAGCCGUCCACGAGUAUACGCACCAGUGACCUCGUGUAUUUCGUGAGCCAGAGCGGGGAUGACGUGUGCACGGCGAACCAGGUGUUUCUGCGGCACAAGUGGGGGGUGAUUGUGGGGCAGCGGUGCAGGGGGUUUGUGGAUGCGGCGCUCAGGGGGCUCAUGUGGGUGGCGGAGGGGGACGCGGGGACUGACAUGCGCGCGCAGGUGCAGGCGGAGGGGGACACCCGCCGCUUCUUCCUCCCAGCCUCCCAGAGCGAACAAGCCCGCCUCAUCCUCGCGCUCUUCUCUCUAACCGGUUUCAACCGCUUUCAAAUGCGUCAUCUACCCUUCUGGGGCUCCCUCCCGCCCGCCCCGUCAGUGCCCUGCCUUGUCCGCGAUAAGACGGUCUGUGAUUCGUCCAUUCCCUGGAUGGCUGCUGCUAGCGGGUUUGUACCCUUUGUAGAGCAACUCGGUUCUCUGCAUGAGUUCUUGGAGGAGUACGGGAGAUUGGUGAGGGGAAGGGGAGGGUCGGGCGGGGGAGGGGGGCGGGCGGAUGUGGAGGAGUGGGAGCGGGAGAAUACGAAGAGGAAGGAGACAGUGAAGGUGAAGGGGAAAGGGAAGGGGAAGGGGAAGGGAAAGGGGAAGGGGAAGGAGGAAGCGAAGAAGAAGGGCGGAAGUGGGAAGGGUGGUGGGGGGAGGAAGCUGCUGAAGGAGAGAGGGAGUGGCAGACGACGGCUGCUGGCGAGUAACACGAGCGUUCAGUUGCCAGCAGGUAACACGAGCAGCCAGUUACAAGCAAGCAGCAGGCGUCGCCUGCUAGCCAGCAGCAGCAACCCGCCCCCCGCAGUCACAGGCGACCCGCAGUUGUGGAUGGGACGAGUAGAAGAAUUCCCCCCUCUCCGCGUGAACCGAGUGGAGGACCUAUGGCGGUCAUCCUCCCUGCGGGACGGGCAGCUGUUCACAGUGCGGCGCAGCCUGGUGAAGAAGAACGAGAAGCACCCGGGGCGGAGGGCGCCGGACCUGCCCGUGCUGACGCGCAUGUACGUGCCGUUCGUGUUCGUAGAGGCCGAGAUGGAGGUGCCGAUUAUUCCUGCUGGCCGGAAGAGUAAUAGUAGUAGUAGCAGCGCUGCUAGCGGUGGCAGUGGUGGUGGUGAGAGCACGGGUGCUGGGGAUGGGGCUGAUGGGAUGGGUGUGGAGGGGGUGGCAGAGGGGGACAGGGUGGGAGGGGAGAGCAGCGCCAAGGGCAUUGCGCACUCGUGCAUGUUCAACGGCAUGUCGGUAGUCAUCGAGGAGAAGUGCUUCUUUCCUAAACAAGGACCCACUGCAAGCAGUAGAGGCACUCUCCUCGGGCCCCCAGGCUCGCACGUCGGCCCGGCGCGCCCGUGCCUGCGCUCGGCGCGGUACUUCCGAGCCUGGAUGUACGUUCGGCACGUGGAGAUGGACCGAACGCCGCUCUUCAUGUUCGAUCGCUUCCGCCGCACCCUCCGCCGCUCCCUCUCCGCCCGGAAAGGCGGCGGGUGGAUCGACGCGAAGCACAUGGUGUGGCUGUCGAGGUGCCUACGGCCGGUGGUGAGGAGGGUGAGGAUUGUGCGGUGUGUGGCGGGGACGGGGGAGGCGUGCGCUGUGGCGUGGCAGGUGGGGGCGGUGCCGGACGCGUGGCGGCUGGUGCUGUGGGCGUGGCGGCCGCAGAGCGUACGGACGGCGCAGGUGGCGUUGAUGGCGCGGGACACUCAACCUGUCGAGUGUGCGGAUGGCUCAGUUGGCUCUCAUGGCUCUGGACACGCCACUGUGGGUGUGGGGCGCGCAGAGUGUGCGGACGGUGGAGUGUGA